GUGUUUGGUGGAAUUGUACCCAAAAGAAAAAGCAAAAAACAGAGAAACAUAUACAUAUUCUAUCUAUGAUUUUUGCAAAUUUAGUCGUCGGAAAGUGACCCACCACUUGCACGUUCCAUUUAUUUUUUUCCUCUCCUAAUACGGAAUCUUAUCAUUUUAGUCCUCUGUUAAUCAGUUUGAGCGGAUGAAGACUGGUUGUCAAGCCAUCACUUUUCUUUUUGUUGUCUCGCGAUAAUUACUGGCGAGGUACGGCCUUUCUUCUUCUUAAUUUUUAUGCUACAUGCUUCGAUUUUAAGUCGCGACUGACAAUUUCUCAGUCGAUUUCUGGGUUUUUGACGUCUAUGGUCAUUUGGGUGUUUGAUAAACCCUUUAAUCUCAGCUUUGAGAUGCUAGUACUUAUUUUGAUGCUGUAAUACGCUGUCAAUCUCAUCUCAAUUGGGUAAAUAAAUGGGGUCUGAAGGCCCUCCUCCAUUGACGAUCCAUGUGACAGGAUUUAAGAAAUUUCAUGGGGUUUCAGAAAACCCAACCGAGACAAUUGUUGGUAAUCUGAAAGAAUACACGAAGAAAAAGGGUUUGCCAAAAGGCCUGAUUCUUGGGAGUUGCAGCAUUCUAGAGACUGCGGGACAGGGUGCUGUUGUUUCUCUAUACCAGACGCUGCAAUCCGCUGUGAGCAAGAAGGAUUCUGAAUCAUCAAAUUUGGGAAAAAUUAUAUGGCUGCACUUUGGAGUUAAUAGUGGUGCAACAAGGUUUGCAAUUGAGCAUCAAGCUGUCAAUGAAGCUACAUUUCGCUGUCCUGACGAGAUGGGAUGGAAACCACAGAAAGUCCCCAUUAUUCCUGCAGAUGGUGGAAUUUCACGAACACGAGAGACUUCUCUUCCUGUUGAGGAGAUUACCAAGGCCUUGGUGAAGGUGGGUUUCGAGGUGAUGAAUUCCGAUGAUGCAGGUCGGUUUGUAUGCAAUUAUGUGUACUAUCAUUCCCUCCGCUUUGCAGAGCAGAAUGGAAUCAAAUCGCUUUUUGUGCAUGUGCCCCUCUUCUUGACCAUCGACGAGGAAACACAAAUGCAAUUUGCAGCUUCCUUGUUGGAGGCGCUUGCAUCUUUGAAUUAGCAUUCGCCCAUCCUUCAGUCACAUCUUUAUGCGGGAAAGCUUAUGAGUGUUGAUUGCUGUUGGCCAUGUACGCGAAGGGGAGAGGUUCCUUGUUGAUUCAGAUACUUCGAUGAACUUGCUAGUGAAUGAUAAACGAAUGUUUUGCACGUCUCAUGUAUUUCUACUCAUGUUCCUAGGAAGGUUUUGAGCCAUGUUUGAAGUUUCCAAGCAAUCAUCCAUGUUGCUUUGUGAAUAAAAUCUGCAGUUUGCUUCUGCUUUCUUAA
Messenger RNA from Malania oleifera, 1370 nucleotides. RefSeq lists its product as uncharacterized. The coding region runs from base 448 to 1107 and encodes 219 amino acids. Lineage: Eukaryota; Viridiplantae; Streptophyta; Magnoliopsida; Santalales; Ximeniaceae. Gene Ontology annotation, molecular function: pyroglutamyl-peptidase activity. The transcript has 5 exons. Gene Ontology annotation, biological process: proteolysis. Gene Ontology annotation, cellular component: cytosol. The record is from RefSeq and is a predicted model, not a curated record.